Messenger RNA from Pterocles gutturalis (yellow-throated sandgrouse), 1592 nucleotides. RefSeq names its product ephrin type-B receptor 1. The record is from RefSeq and is a predicted model, not a curated record. Gene Ontology annotation, molecular function: protein binding; ATP binding; transmembrane-ephrin receptor activity. Gene Ontology annotation, cellular component: neuron projection. Gene Ontology annotation, biological process: protein phosphorylation; axon guidance. The annotation marks the transcript as partial. NCBI's taxonomy places the organism in Eukaryota, Metazoa, Chordata, Aves, Pterocliformes, Pteroclidae. The transcript is spliced from 9 exons.
GUGUCCCAUCUGGCCCCCGCAACGUCAUCUCCAUCGUCAAUGAGACGUCCAUCAUCCUGGAGUGGCACCCGCCGCGGGAAACGGGGAGUCGGGACGACGUCACCUACAACAUCGUCUGCAAGAAGUGCCGGUCCGACCGGCGCGCCUGCUCCCGCUGCGACGACAACGUGGACUUUGUCCCCAGGCAGCUGGGGCUGACGGAGACCCGCGUCUUCAUCAGCAACCUGUGGGCGCACACGCCGUACACCUUCGAGAUCCAGGCUGUCAACGGGGUUUCCAACAAGAGCCCCUUCCCCCCGCAGCACGUCUCCGUCAACAUCACCACCAACCAAGCUGCACCCUCCACUGUCCCCAUCAUGCACCAGGUCAGCGCCACGAUGAGGAGCAUCACGCUCUCCUGGCCGCAGCCCGAGCAGCCCAACGGCAUCAUCCUGGACUACGAAAUCCGCUACUACGAGAAGGUGAGCCGCAUCUGCACACCUGACAUCGGCAGCACCGUGGGCUCCAGGCCGGCCGCGGACCACAACGAGUACAACUCCUCCAUGGCGCGCAGCCAGACCAACACGGCGCGGCUGGAGGGGCUGCGCCCUGGCAUGGUGUACGUGGUGCAGGUGCGGGCUCGCACCGUGGCCGGCUACGGCAAGUACAGCGGGAAGAUGUGCUUCCAGACGCUGACCGACGAUGACUACAAGUCGGAGCUGAGAGAGCAGCUGCCUUUGAUCGCGGGGUCCGCAGCGGCUGGGGUGGUCUUCAUCGUCUCGCUGGUGGCCAUCUCCAUCGUCUGCAGUAGGAAGCGCGCCUACAGCAAGGAGGCGGUGUACAGUGACAAAUUACAGCACUACAGCACCGGGCGAGGUGAGNNNGGGAUGAAGAUCUACAUUGACCCCUUCACUUACGAGGACCCCAACGAGGCGGUGCGAGAGUUUGCCAAGGAGAUCGAUGUCUCCUUUGUGAAGAUUGAAGAAGUCAUUGGAGCAGGGGAGUUUGGAGAAGUGUAUAAAGGACGCCUGAAGCUGCCUGGCAAGCGGGAGAUCUAUGUGGCCAUCAAAACACUCAAAGCUGGCUACUCGGAGAAGCAGCGCCGGGAUUUCCUGAGCGAGGCCAGCAUCAUGGGGCAGUUCGACCACCCCAACAUCAUUCGGCUGGAAGGGGUGGUGACCAAAAGCCGACCGGUCAUGAUCAUCACCGAGUUCAUGGAGAAUGGGGCUCUGGACUCGUUCCUGCGGCAAAACGACGGGCAGUUCACGGUGAUCCAGCUGGUGGGGAUGCUCCGAGGAAUUGCUGCUGGGAUGAAGUACCUCGCAGAGAUGAACUACGUGCACCGGGAUCUGGCUGCCAGGAACAUCCUGGUCAACAGCAACCUUGUGUGCAAAGUGUCGGACUUUGGCCUCUCGCGCUACUUGCAGGACGACACGUCUGACCCCACCUACACCAGCUCCUUGGGGGGGAAGAUCCCCGUCAGGUGGACGGCGCCGGAGGCCAUCGCCUACCGCAAGUUCACCUCGGCCAGCGACGUCUGGAGCUAUGGCAUCGUCAUGUGGGAGGUGAUGUCCUUCGGGGAGAGGCCCUACUGGGACAUGUCCAACCAAGAC